Messenger RNA from Dujonia railenensis, 1308 nucleotides. Lineage: Eukaryota; Fungi; Ascomycota; Pichiomycetes; Serinales; Debaryomycetaceae. The record is from the annotation of a GenBank genome assembly.
AUGUCUGCACCAGAUUUUUCAGUUUCCUCCAAAACCGCUGUUGAAUACGAACAAGCAUACUCUGCGCACAACUACCACCCACUCCCAGUGGUUUUCACCAAGGCCCAAGGUGCCCACGUUUGGGACCCAGAAGGAAAGGAAUAUCUUGAUUUCCUUUCUGCUUACUCUGCUGUUAACCAAGGUCACUGCCACCCAAAGAUUGUUGGAGCUCUUGUUGAUCAAGCCUCUAAAUUGACCCUUUGUUCCAGAGCCUUCUCGUCCGACGUUUUCGGUGUCUUCUCCAAGUAUGUCACCGAGUACUUCAACUACGAAAUGGUUCUCCCAAUGAACACCGGUGUUGAAGCUGUCGAAACUGCCUUGAAAUUGGCAAGAAGAUGGGGUUACGUCAAGAAGGGAAUCCCAGAAGGUGAAGCCAUCGUGUUGUCCGCUGCCAACAACUUCCACGGUAGAUCUAUCGGUGUUAUCUCCAUGUCCACCGAUCCAGAUGCCACCACCAACUUCGGUCCUUACCUUAGUGGUGUUGGUCCACAAAUUCCAGGUGAACCAGCUGGAACCCUCUUAAGAUACGGUGAAAUUGAAGACGUUGAAAAGGCAUUCGCUAACGCUGGGGACAAGAUCGCUGCUAUCUUGUUGGAACCAAUCCAAGGUGAAGCCGGUAUCGUCGUUCCUCCAGAAGACUACCUCACCAGAGUCCAACAACUAUGCAAGAAGCACAACGUCUUGUUGAUCUGUGACGAAAUACAGACUGGUAUUGCCAGAACCGGUAAGAUGUUGUGUUACGAACACUCCAAGGACGUCAAGCCAGAUGUCGUCUUGUUAGGUAAGGCCAUCUCCGGUGGUGUCUACCCAGUCUCCGCCGUCCUCUCUUCAAAGGAAAUCAUGUUGACUCUCGAACCAGGUUCGCACGGUUCUACCUACGGUGGUAACCCAUUGGCCUGUAGAGUUGCUACUGCUGCUCUUGAAGUCGUCAGAGAAGAGAAAUUGGUGGAAAGAGCCCAAACCUUGGGUGAAUUGUUAAGAUCCAAGUUAGAAGAAUUGAAGUCUGAGUCCAAUGGUAUCAUCUCUGAGGUUAGAGGAAGAGGUUUGUUAUCAGCUAUCGUCAUCGACGAAUCUAAGACCAACGGUAGAACUGCUUGGGACUUAUGUUUAUUGAUGAAGGGUCACGGUGUCUUGGCCAAGCCAACCCACGACAACAUCAUUAGAUUAGCACCACCAUUAGUCAUCUCUGAAGAAGACUUAUUGAAGGGUGUUGACUCUAUCAAGCAGUCUUUGGUUGACUUGCCAAAUGCUGAAAAGACUCACCAUUAA